UGAGAAGCAUGAGGCGGAUGAAGCGAAGGAGAAAGCAGCUCGUGAGGAAGAAGAACGUAAGAAGUGGGAGUGAGAAGAAGAAGAAAGGAGGCAACGUGAAAAGAAAGAUCGAGAAGAUUUCCAGUCGCAGAUGAAGCAGAAGCUCACGGAGAAUCUAGACAAGGUGUAUAAAACUAUCGACGGUAAGAAGAAUGGUGACAGCGAGGAGGUGGCGAAGCUAAAAGCCACUAUUAAUGAUUUGCAACGAAGGAUGAACGGUGCAAGCACAUCGACGGAGGCUUCCAAACCUGUUUCGGAGACAGAGGAUUUGGUACGAUUGCGGCUAGAACAAGCUGCGAUGAAGACGRCGUCGGAUAAAAGACUGUCGACACUGGAGGAUGUUGURUUGGUCCUACAAAGGCAAUGUGAGGAGGCGGAAGCUAAUGCUGAAGCCUGGAAAAACGAAGCGCUUCGACCCGAUAAUAAACGGGGAAGCCUUGCGGUUGGACCCACAACGACAACUCAAGUGCGAUUUCGUCCGCGGACUACACCGGUUGAGACUCCCAARAGGCAAAUGGAGGCUGACCUGAAAGGUAUCGUUGAGCGGCAUCAAAUGGAGGUGAAAGCUCUGCACGAUUUGCAGAUCAAGGAGAUGAAGGCGCGUAAGGAUUCUGAGGAUGAGGUGGCAAGGCUUAGAGACGAGAUCGCCAAGCUGGCAAUGGAGAAGAGAACRGGCACACGUGGAACUAACUUGAAAUCAAGAUUGGAUGAAGUUGCUGUCAGGAAAGAGCAAGGUGUGGYUGAAGAUGAAGCUGGCCCUUCCAAUCGYUGACACAAGACCAAGACUGCACCGAGUCCGGCGGCGCGAUCAAUCGAUAGA
Molecule: messenger RNA, 859 nt
Organism: Chara braunii
Lineage: Eukaryota; Viridiplantae; Streptophyta; Charophyceae; Charales; Characeae
Source: the annotation of a GenBank genome assembly